Messenger RNA from Echinops telfairi (small Madagascar hedgehog), 4649 nucleotides. It is a transcript of the gene BACH2, whose product is annotated as BTB domain and CNC homolog 2. Bases 255 to 2801 code for a protein of 848 amino acids. The record is from RefSeq and is a predicted model, not a curated record. Lineage: Eukaryota; Metazoa; Chordata; Mammalia; Afrosoricida; Tenrecidae. The transcript has 6 exons. Gene Ontology annotation, molecular function: DNA-binding transcription factor activity, RNA polymerase II-specific; RNA polymerase II cis-regulatory region sequence-specific DNA binding; protein binding. Gene Ontology annotation, biological process: regulation of transcription by RNA polymerase II.
UCGGGAAGCGAGGGCUCCAACGAGGACCUUCAAGAGCUACCCUGCAUUGUGACAUGUCUGAUCUCUCCCUCCUGUCCCUGCAGCCUGAACAAGGUGGAUGCCCGCUGACCUGUCACAAGGUUGCCCCACAAAGCUUUGGGGUCCAUGUCUGAAUGGAUUGCUGUAGCCUCCUCACUUCUCCCUUCGCCCAGUUCCCUGCGUCCUAAGACUCAAAGCCAGCACAGGACCUGGAAAAAUUACAUGGUGUGAACGGCAUGUCUGUGGAUGAGAAGCCUGACUCCCCCAUGUAUGUGUAUGAGUCCACAGUCCACUGCACCAACAUCCUCCUGGGCCUCAAUGACCAGCGGAAAAAGGAUAUUCUCUGUGACGUGACUCUGAUCGUGGAGAGGAGGGAGUUCCGGGCCCACCGGGCUGUGCUGGCCGCAUGUAGUGAAUACUUCUGGCAGGCCCUCGUUGGACAGACGAAGCAUGACUUGGUGGUCAGCUUGCCUGAAGAGGUCACGGCCAGAGGCUUCGGGCCGCUGCUGCAGUUUGCCUACACCGCCAAGCUGUUGCUCAGCAGGGAGAACAUCCGCGAGGUCAUCCGCUGCGCCGAGUUCCUGCGCAUGCACAAUCUGGAGGACUCCUGCUUCAGCUUCCUGCAGAGCCAGCUCCUGAACCGCGAGGAUGGCCUGUUCGUGCGCCGGAAGGAGCCGCCGGCGUGCCAGCGCCCGCGCGAGGACCGCGAGGACUCCGCCGGAGAGGAGGAGGAGGAGGAGGAGGAGACCAUGGACGCAGAGGCGGCUAGGAUGUCCUGCCCCAGGGACCAGAUGCUUCCAGAGCCCAUCCAGAGCUUUGACGCUGCUGCUGCCGCCGCGCCCCCGGCGGCGACGGCGAAGGAGGAAGCCCUGCUGCCCGAGUCCGACGUGCCCGCGCACAUGCAGGAGGGCCCCGAGAAGGACGCGUUAACGCAGUACCCCAGAUACAAGAAGUAUCAGCUUGCAUGCACCAAGAAUGUCUACAGUGCAUCAUCCCACAGUACCUCAGGUUUUGCAAGCACAUUCGGGGAGGACAACUCUGGCCACAGCCUCAAGCCAGGGCUUGCCGUGGGGCACAUUAAAAGUGAGCCGCCCAGCGAAGGGACAGAGGAAGAGAGUGUCACGCUCUGCCUGUCCGGGGACGAGCCGGACGUCAAGGACAGAGCGGACGUGGAGAUGGACCCGAAGCAGCCCAGUCCCGCCCCCGCCGCUGCCGCCCCCCCUGCCGGGGUCGCCUGCCUAGAGAGAUCCCGAAGCGCGGCCUCCCCCUCCUGUUUAAGGUCUCUGUUCAGUAUAACAAAAGGUGUAGAGCUGGCUGGCUUGCCCAGUACAUCUCAGCAGCACUUUGCCAGGAGUUCAGCGUGCCCUUUUGACAAGGGGAUCACUCAGGGUGACCUUAAAACGGACUACCCCCCGUUCGCGGGGAAUUACGGACAGCCCCACGUGGGCCAGAAGGAUGCAGCCAACUUCUCCCUGGGGUCCCCGCUCAAGGGCCCUGGGCUGGAGGCUCUCUGCAAGCAGGAAGGCGAGUUGGACCGGAGAAGCGUCAUCUUCUCCUCCAGCACUUGCGACCAAGUGAGCACGGUGGUGCACGCCUACGCCGCAGGGGCGAGCGCUUCGGACAAAGACCUCCCGGAGCCCAUGCCAAAGGGUCUGUGGGUGGGAGCCAGCCAGGCCCUCCCCAGCUCCCAGGCCUACUCCCACGGGGGACUGAUGGCUGACCACCUGCCAGGAAGGGUGCGGCCCAACACCAGCUGCCCGGUGCCAAUCAAAGUCUGCCCCCGCUCGCCCCCCCUGGAGACCAGGACCCGGACGUCCAGCUCCUGCUCCUCCUACUCCUACGCGGAGGACGGGAGCGGGGGCUCGCCCUGCAGCCUUCCGCUCUGCGAGUUCUCCUCCUCGCCCUGUUCCCAAGGAGCCAGGUUCCUGGCCACUGAACAUCAGGAGCCAGGCCUGAUGGCAGAUGGAAUGUAUAGCCAAGUCCGGCCCCAGAUCAAAUGUGAGCAGUCUUACGGAACCAACUCCAGCGACGAAUCCGGAUCGUUCUCGGAAGCAGACAGUGAGUCGUGUCCUGUGCAGGACAGGGGCCAGGAGGUCAAACUUCCCUUUCCUGUCGAUCAGAUCACAGACCUUCCGAGGAACGAUUUCCAGAUGAUGAUUAAGAUGCACAAGUUAACCUCAGAACAGUUAGAGUUCAUUCACGAUGUCCGGCGGCGCAGCAAGAAUCGCAUCGCAGCCCAGCGCUGCCGGAAGAGAAAACUGGACUGUAUUCAGAACUUAGAAUGUGAAAUCCGUAAAUUGGUGUGCGAGAAAGAGAAACUGUUGUCAGAGAGGAAUCAGCUGAAAGCCUGCAUGGGGGAACUGCUGGACAACUUCUCCUGCCUGUCCCAGGAAGUCUGCCGUGAUAUCCAGAGCCCAGAGCAGAUCCAGGCCCUGCACCGCUAUUGCCCUGUCCUGAGACCCAUGGAUCUCCCCACGGCCUCCAGUAUUAACCCUGCGCCCUUAGGCGUUGAGCAGAACCUGGCUGCCCCCCAGUGCACACUGGGGGAGACCGUGGCCUGCUGCUUGGAGCAGGGUGCAAUGCCCCCUGGGGUUCCCUGGGUACCCGGCAAUGCCUCUGAGAAUUGUACCUCUGCGAGGAGCCUGGAAGGCCCUGAUCCAGGCACCUUCUCAGAGACCGGACCUCCUCUGGAACCCAGGACCCAAACAGUGACCGUGGACUUCUGCCAGGAAAUGACUGAUAAAUGUACAACUGACGAACAGCCCAGGAAAGACUACACCUAGUGACGUGGACCCGCCUCCCCAGUUCUCCCACCUCUCCCACCCAGGUGUUCUUCCAUCGGCCUGGGCGCUGUUCAUCUGUUGUCCUGAAGAACCAAGAACCAUUUGGUGCACACUACAGCAGUCUUAGCAGCAAUACUGUUUCUUAAGUGUUCCCUCCUCUCUGCAAGCAGGAGUGAUUUAUAGUCCCCUUCACAAUGGUGCUACCCCUUGCUCAGGCAAGGGAAGACAGCGGUGGCCACACCGUCUGGCUGUCUGGGUUCAUUUCAGUCUUAACAGGGAUAGACUUUAACACCUCUAGGACCCAACCACGGAUUUUUUUUCUCAGUGGCCCAUGUCACAAACCCUAUCUCAGGAAUUUCUUCUGAAUGUUCAAUUUUUUUCAUUGAAGACAGCUUCUAUACACAUCAAAGUUUUAUAGCUAGACUGUACAUAUUAUAUAUAAUAUAAAAAUAUAUAUAUAUAUCCAUAUGCAAAAGUCCUGCAUGCCUCAAUUUUCCCAUCCUAAAACUGGAAACUUCAUUUCUCACUUCUAACCAGGUUCCAACAUUCCAUCUUCUUUUGUCUUUGAUGCUAGAAUUAGUUUGAUAGCUGUUUAACAUGAUCAUUUUUUUCCUUGCUUCACUGUUCAAUUUCAAUUUGUACUUAUUUAUGGAUAAAAGUCAGUGUUGGAGACAUACAGCAGGGGGGCGGGAAUCUCAGACCUUUUUGAUUGUUGUGUUUGCUCGCUUGGCGUGGGCACCUCCAAAUGGUGUCCUUUGAGCAUCGUGGGUUGUUGGGUAAUUUCAUUUGGUUGGUUUAUUUGUUUCCCUGCAGAUAUUGUACAGUCAUGGUCAACUUUGCCACUUGCACUGAGUUUUGGGUCAAACCUAUUUUCUUAAAUGAAGUUGUGACUUCAGUAUAGCUCAAAUAUACUGUAUACUCUUUGUUUUUAGUUUAAAAAAGUAAAGUGUGUUUAGCUAAUUAAAAAAGCACUCAGGUGAUAAUUAUGUAGGAAAAAACAAUCUUGCCAAAUAAUGAAAUCAUCCUAGGAUGUAUAGACAAUAAUCUGCUUGAAUAUUUUUCUAUUUCACCCCCCUCCCCACCUCUCCCCUCAGAAAGCUUAAAUGCAGAUCAGUUCUGCGUUGAGGCAAGAUGUUCAGAUUCCAAAGUGGGGAGAGAAUUUGGCUGCCUCGCUCACAAGUGCAUCGACAGAGCAGGAAUUCAUGAUUCUGUACCAGAACUUAGCAGGCAUUGGCUCCUAGAAAUCAAGUUAGAGCUCUUUGCUCACCCAGGGACGAAGCCCCAUUCAAGUCCACACUUCCUCAGGCCACAGCUUGCUCGUGGAAGUGUUUGUUGUAUGCCCAGAACUUCCUAAACAGUCUCAACGGGCCAGCCACCCGCUUCCUAGCCCAGGACCUACCUCCCAGGACAUCGCACCUUGGAGAUUUGAAUGGUAGUUCCUCAGAUCCUGCAGCUAAGUGGAGGUUGCAGGUUGGUGCAUAGGAGAGGGGAAAGCAGGUUCGAGUCUGAGGUUUGCCCCUGAUGCAGGCAAGAGCGUUUCCCUCUCCCUUCCUUCUCUGAAUGCUUUGAAUUGAAUUGUGCGGUUCCUCCGGUAGUUUCUUUGUGCAAGAUAAUGGUGGCCAGGCACCCUUCACCCCCCUUCUCCACAUCCACACAUCCAACCCUGAGGGUCGUUUUCUUCUCUUGCUGCAAUGCUAGUUGGCUUUUGACCCACAGAGCAGCUGGCUUUGGCCCAGGGCAUGUUUACAGGAAGGUGUGCCUGGGGGGGGGGUCUCCGACUCGGUCCGGGAGGAGGAAUCUGCUCCCUCGCUCCAGCGGUUGCUUUCGCUGACCAGCCCGCUGCCAGGA